This is a messenger RNA of Sciurus carolinensis (gray squirrel), 5577 nucleotides long. It is a transcript of the gene Sorcs2, whose product is annotated as sortilin related VPS10 domain containing receptor 2. Gene Ontology annotation, cellular component: membrane. Lineage: Eukaryota; Metazoa; Chordata; Mammalia; Rodentia; Sciuridae. Gene Ontology annotation, molecular function: protein binding. The record is from RefSeq and is a predicted model, not a curated record. The transcript is spliced from 27 exons. The coding region runs from base 80 to 3556 and encodes 1158 amino acids.
AGCGCCCUCCCGCUCUCCCGGCCGCGGUCUCCCUCGCCGCGCCGCCCGCCGCCGGCCCCGCCGCCGCCCCUCGGCGACCAUGGCGCACCGGGGGCCCCCGCGCUUCCCGAAGGGCCCCGGCUCCGCCGCCCGAGCCCCGAGCCCCGGGGCACCUCCGCUGCUGCGCUGGCCGCGCUUGCGGCCGCUCCUCCUUCUCCUGCUGCUGCUGGCCGCUUGCGGGGCGGCCGGGCGCUCCCCCGAGCCCGGGCGCCUGGGUCCCCGCGCACAGCUGACCCGGCGGCCGCGGAGCCCUCCCGCGGGGCGCGCGGAGCACGGCGGUCGCGAGGAAGGACUGGCGCGCGGCGCGGAACACGGCGCCCGGGGUCCGGGUCCCAGUCCUGCUCCGGGUCCCGGUGAGAACGGCGCCCCCGUUCCAGGCAAGGGGCGCUGGGCGCGCGCGGCGCCGGUGGCCGGAGCGGCUUCUCGGGCGCAGGUCUCGCUCAUCAGCACGUCGUUUGUGCUCAAGGGAGACGCAACCCACAAUCAGGCGAUGGUGCACUGGACGGGCGAGAACAGCAGCGUGAUCUUGAUCCUGACGAAGUACUACCAUGCAGACAUGGGGAAGGUUCUGGAAAGUUCUCUGUGGCGGUCUUCGGAUUUUGGGACAUCCUACACCAAGCUCACCCUCCAGCCCGGCGUCACCACCGUCAUUGACAACUUCUACAUUUGCCCCACCAACAAGAGAAAGAUCAUCCUGGUGAGCUCCUCGCUCAGCGACCGCGAGCAGAGCCUCUUCCUGAGCACCGACGAAGGCGCCACCUUCCAGAAGCAGCCGGUCACCUUCAGUGUGGAGACCCUUAUCUUCCACCCCAAGGAGGAGGACAAGGUCCUCGCCUACACCAAGGAGAGCAAGCUCUACGUGUCGUCUGACCUGGGGAAGAAGUGGACUCUUUUGCAGGAGCGAGUGACCAAAGACCGUGUGUUCUGGGCUGUGUCUGGGGUGGACACUGACCCCAACUUGGUCCACAUGGAAGCCCAGGACCUCGGUGGAGGCUUCCGCUACGUCACCUGCCAGAUCCACAACUGCUCCGAUAGGUCGCGCACAGCGCCGUUCCCCGGCCCCAUCGACCCCAGCUCCCUGGCGGUGCAGGACGACUACGUCUUCUUUAAGGCGACGGCAGCAAACCGGACUAAAUACUAUGUCUCGUAUCGACGCAGUGACUUUGUCCUGAUGAAGCUGCCCAAGUACGCGCUGCCAAAGGACCUGCAGCUCAUCAGCACAGACGAGAACCAGGUGCUGGUGGCGGCUCAGGAGUGGUACCAGGCGGACACCUACAACCUGUACCAGUCGGACCCGCGCGGUGUGCACUACACGCUGGUGCUGGAGAACGUGCGCAGCUCGCGGCAGGCGGAGGAGAGCGUGGUCAUCGACGUCCUCGAGGUCAGAGGGGUGAAAGGGGUCUUCCUGGCCAACCAGAAGAUCGAUGGGAAGGUGAGGACGCUCAUAACCUACAACAAGGGCCGCGACUGGCACCACCUGAGGCCACCCAGCACCGACAUGAACGGGAAGCCCACUCACUGCCAGCCUCCCGACUGCCACCUGCAUCUGCACCUGCGCUGGGCAGACAACCCCUACGUGUCAGGCACCGUGCACACCAAGGACAGCGCCCCAGGACUCAUCAUGGGAGCAGGUAACCUGGGCUCGCAGCUGGUGGAGUACAAGGAGGAAAUGUACAUCACGUCCGACUGCGGGCGCAGCUGGCGGCAGGUCUUCGAGGAGGAACACCACGUCCUCUACCUGGACCACGGCGGGGUGAUCGCGGCCAUAAAGGACACCUCCAUCCCCCUGAAGAUCCUCAAGUUCAGCGUGGACGAGGGCCUCAGCUGGAGCACACACAACUUCACCAGCACCUCGGUGUUCGUGGACGGGCUGCUGAGCGAGCCGGGGGACGAGACGCUGGUCAUGACGGUCUUCGGCCACAUCAGCUUCCGCUCCGACUGGGAGCUGGUCAAGGUGGACUUCCGGCCCUCCUUCUCCCGGCAGUGCUCCGAGGAGGACUACAGCUCCUGGGACCUCACUGACCUGCAGGGUGACGGCUGCAUUAUGGGCCAGCAGAGAAGUUUCCGGAGGAGAAAGCCCACGUCCUGGUGUGUGAAGGGGCGGAGCUUCACGGCGGCCCUGAGGUCGCGCGCGUGCGCGUGCCGAGACUCGGACUUCCUGUGCGACCAUGGGUUUGAGCGCGCACCCUCCCCGGAGCCCGCCAGCCAGUGCUCUGCCAGCUUCUGGUUUAACCCCUUGUCCCCUCCUGACGACUGUGCCCUGGGGCAGACCUACACCAGCAGCCUCGGGUACCGGAAGGUGGUGUCCAACGUGUGCGAGGGUGGCGUGGACCUGCAGCAGAGCCCAGUGCAGCUCCAGUGCCCCCUCAUGCCGCCCCGGGGCCUGCGGGUGAGCGUCCGCGGGGAGGCGGUGGCCGUGCGGCCCGGGGAGGACGUGCUGCUGGUGGUGCAGCAGGAGCAGGGAGAUGUCCUGACCACCAAGUAUCAGGUGGACCUUGGGGAUGGCUUCAAGGCCAUGUACGUGAACCUCACACUAACUGGAGAGCCCAUCCGACACCGUUACGAGAGCCCUGGCAUCUACCGUGUUUCUGUCAGGGCGGAGAACAUGGCGGGACAUGAUGAGGCUGUGCUCUUUGUCCAGGUCAACUCCCCCCUGCAGGCACUUUACCUGGAGGUGGUUCCUGUCAUUGGCAUCAACCAGGAGGUGAACCUCACAGCUGUGCUGCUGCCCCUGAACCCCAACCUCACUGUCUUCUACUGGUGGAUUGGCCACAGCCUGCAGCCCCUCCUCUCCCUGGAGAACUCCGUGACAACGCGGUUUGCGGACGCCGGGGACGUGCGGGUGACGGUGCAGGCGGCCUGCGGCAACUCCGUGCUGCAGGACUCCAGGGUGGUGCGCGUGCUGGAUCAGUUCCAGGUGGUGCCUCUGCAGUUCUCCAAGGACCUGGACGCCUACAACCCCAACACCCCCGAGUGGAGGGAGGACGUGGGCCUGGUGGUCACCCGGCUGCUCUCCAAGGAGACCAGUGUCCCUGAGGAGCUGCUGGUGACCGUGGUGAGGCCAGGGCUGCCCACCCUGGCUGACCUGUAUGUGCUCCUGCCUCCUCCAAGGCCCACAAGGAAGAGGAGCCUCGCAAGUGACAAGAGGCUGGCGGCCAUCCGGCAGGCGCUGGGCGCACACAACGUCAGCUUCCUCCUGCGGGGAGGGCUGCGGGUCCUGGUGGGCCUGAGGGACACCAACACAGAUCCUCGGAGCCUGGGCGGUGGCGGCGGCUACUGGGCGCUGGUGGUCCUCUUUGUCAUCGGGCUGUUUGCAGCGGGCGCCUUCACCCUCUACAAGUUCAAAAGGAAACGCCCCGGCAGGACCGUGUACGCCCAGAUGCACAACGAGAAGGAGCAGGAAAUGACGAGCCCCGUCAGCCACAGUGAGGAUGUGCAGGGCACCACCCAGGGCAACCACUCUGGCGUGGUCCUGAGUAUCAACUCCCGGGAGAUGCACAGCUACCUGGUGAGCUGAUGCCGUGGGUCUGGCCGGGACACUCUCCUCUGCUGUUCACCCCGUGGAGGGCGCAGCCCACAAGUGCAGCUGAACCACGUCCCCUCAGAGGCCUGCGGGAAGGCCGCCUCCUCCUCCGUCCCCACACAGGACAGACAUUCCUCCCUCUGCUCAGCCCCAGCCCUCCAGGCCCAUGGGACACCAGGGCAGCUGAUUCCUGACCUUCCUGGACACAGGCCCACAGUGCCACCGAUGUCCUCACCCCUAACUGUGGGGCGUCUCUGGCCCUGGCUCCUGCACAUGACUGCCCAGGCCAAGGCUUGGCUUCUCUUGGCUGCAGCUGGUCUGUCCAGAGCUGCUCUGGGGUGAGCCCGCCCAGGUGGCUCUGCUCCUAGAGCCAAGACCCACUCAGACCUGCACUGCGGCUCCUGUCCCUGCAGAAGCCCUGAGUCCUGGACCCUGCGGCCAGGGCCUCCCAACACCACCUCCAGGCCUUCCUGCCGUCCCUCCUCUUUAAGCUGCAGAUAUUGUAAAUACCUUUCUAGGUAGCCACUGGCUUCUGGGGCUUCUGUUUGACUUUCUGUUUCUACGGCCAGUUGGUGGGCCUCCCGGCCGCCGUCAGAGCCCCAUUCUCUGGAACCACUUUUCUAAAAUCCCAGGGCUUCUCCUCUGGGCCCAGAGGGGCCAGUUUUCCCUAGAGGGCUGGGUGGGGGACAAAGGACCCCAGGCCUACAGCACCUCGCUCCUGCUCUGCUUCACAGUCGCAUGGGGCUUGGAAGUGGGGGCUCCCAGCAGGUGGAACUGCUUUCCGUGCUGCCUGACAGCUUGGGGGCUCCUGCAGAGCCAACCAGAGGCCUAGGGCAGGGCUGGAGGGCCAUUGGGAGUGUGUCCCCCAAGGUGAAGAUGGGUGAGGGGCCCCAAAAUGGUCGACUUUCCCAGGGUCAUGGCAAGAUGGCCACGGGGUGGCCCCGGAGCAAGCCCUCUGCUGCACGCAGCUGCCUGGAGUCGGGGACGUGGGCACCGGGCACCAGCGGACAGCUGGGCAUUUCACCUUUUGCCUUGAAAUGGGAAGUCAGUGUCCUCCUCCUGCCCAGAGCAAGGAAGCCUGGGGCGUCCACCCGUCUUCCCCAGGAAGAACCAUGGCCUAUGAGCAGGGAGAUCCGGGGAGAGCCUCGGGCACCAGGCACAUGGGUCUUUGCUGCAUGGAUGCCCCGGCAUCUGGGCACUGCUGUCCCAGAUGGGACUCAGGGACCACAGGCACAAAGGCAGCCAUGCAGAGAUAUGCCUGGUGGGAGGUGUCCCAGCUGCACCCAGCCUGUCCCCACGCUGCCUGCCCACUGACUGGGGCUGCUGGGCCCUCUAGAAGUGACCCUGCAAGCUUCCCCCCGGGGAGGGGCUAGGGACAGGGACCCAGUUCUGUGGCCUGAGAACUUUGCCGGUGCCCCACCCCCGGCUUAGUCUCCAAAGACACCGAUUGGAGACCUGCAUCCUGCUGGCCACCCCACCCAGCACCAGUCCGCGCCCAUCGACGGGAGGGCCGGACACAAAGGCAACACUCAUGCUCAGACCGUCCAGGCCCGGCUCAGAGGCUGGCACGGGGUCCCCGGACACCCCUCCCUGUGCACCAGGGCCUGCGGGCAGCUGGCUGUAGGUCUCCGACCUCUCUCAACCACUCAGUUCAACUCUCCCAGCCAUUUGGGCAGAGAUUCCCUGGUCAUUGUUCCCGUAUUUUACGUUAUUAUUUGUAUUAAGACCACCUUGGGUGCAUGGGCCCAAGAACCUGGGGGUACGGUGACACUUGAUGUUCCCGCGUACGUUCCCUUCUCCAUAACCGUAGGGAUGGUGCCUGGCCGCGGACUUCCCCGGCUGUCUAGUGAGGCGCUGUGUGUCCAGGCACUGGGAAGCGGGCGGGACCAGCGCUGCUGCCUCCCGCUCUGUCCGAGCAGCCCGCACACACGCGGUGUGUGCACGUAACAGGUGACACCUUCUUUCUUAUCAAUAAAUAAUUUGUGAUGCUUUUAACAAAGAUUAAAUGACUCUGA